Messenger RNA from Hyalella azteca, 1707 nucleotides. Its product is annotated as syntaxin-6. Bases 434 to 1330 code for a protein of 298 amino acids. Gene Ontology annotation, molecular function: SNARE binding; SNAP receptor activity. Gene Ontology annotation, biological process: vesicle fusion; intracellular protein transport; Golgi vesicle transport. The record is from RefSeq and is a predicted model, not a curated record. The transcript is spliced from 8 exons. Gene Ontology annotation, cellular component: synaptic vesicle membrane; endomembrane system; SNARE complex. Lineage: Eukaryota; Metazoa; Arthropoda; Malacostraca; Amphipoda; Hyalellidae.
UUUUUGCCAUUUUCAUGGGUGGCUUCUGUCCAACUUUCUAGUUUGGACAUCUGCAUGCCAAUCUGCAGCUGAAUAUAUCAAAAAAUUAGUCUAUGCAAAAUUUUUGUGUUUCCCCACUGCAUCCAUAAGAUUUGUGCAAUUCUAUAAAACUCUUGAAAUUGAUUAAUAAUUGUUUAACUGCUAGAUCCCAAAAUCACAGAUGAAAUAGCAUUUACACUCAUUUUGUUGACAAACCUUGUUGGAUAUUCCAUUCAUAUUAAAUGAUCUGUUUGAAGCAAGUUUAUUACAAGACUGCAUGCAGCAUCAUUGAACACAGGCCAAGCAAGGACUGCAUAGGAUUGGUGGUGAGUUGUCUAGCGUGUUAAGAAAGCUUUCCUGCAAAGCUCAGGUUCAGGCAGCUUCAGGACCCAGAUUUCUGCAGCACUUGCAAGCUAUGACUCUUGAAGAUCCUUUUUUCGUGGUUAAAGAUGAGGUGUCUAAAGCUCUGAGCAAAACACGGACAUUGUUCCAACGUUGGCAAAAAUUGAAUUGUGCUGCAGAGACUUCAUCCAGAGUUUCAGGAGGCUCUUUCUCCUCUGGGUCUUCUCUGUUGGUGGGCACACCUGUCACACCCAAGGAAGAACUCGACUGGACUUCAACUGAGCUACGCAAUUCCCUCCAUUCCAUUGAGUGGGACUUGGAAGAUUUGGAGGAAACUAUUUCCAUUGUUGAGAAAAACCCAAAGAAGUUUAGAAUAGAUUUAGCAGAACUGAAGACACGGCACAGUUUCAUCCUUCAAACAAGAGAGGAAGUGAAGUCAAUGAACAGCCAGCUCCUGGCUGCUGCAGACAAAAAUUCUGACUACGAAACAGAGGUUUGCCUGGCCAACGAAUGUGAAGUUGAAAUCACCACAAAAAAUAGUCCUACGGCACUGCAGAAAAUUGCAAGCACAGCCAUGGCAAACAGUGCAAAAUACUCCCGCCUUGUGAACCAGGCGGACGAGAGUCCUUCUCAUGUGAAUGCAAAUGGCCGAGGCUUCUCACAACAACAAGCUAUCCUGCAGCAACAACAGGCGGUGAUGGCUCAGCAGGACGAGCAGCUCGAGGAGCUCGCGUCGUCCAUGAGCGUCCUGAAGCAGAUGUCGCGGCAAGUCGGGCAGGAGGUCGACGAGCAAGCAGUCAUGCUGGACGAGUUUGGCCAUGAAAUGGAACACACUCAGAGCAAGAUGGACAACACGCUCAACAAAAUUGCUAAAGUAAUGCAUUUAACUAAUGAUCGACGACAAUGGGCGGCAAUUGGCAUUCUAAGUGCAGUGCUGAUAGUCUUGAUUAUUCUUUUCUUCGUGCUAUGAUGAUCAGGGAGAACAGGAACCCCUCAACGCCAACCUACUAACUUCCAAAUACUAACCGCCAUUAUUUAACGUGAUAUUGGCAUCGUGUAUAGACUUUAUUUACCACGGAAGGAUCCAUUAAAUCUUUGCACGAGGUUAAGUAUCAUGAUAAUUAGUCGCAGUUAGCAUUUGAUGGUUGUGAGCACCACUCUCCCCGUGCAUGAGCCAACCUCAAGGGGAGGGAACUGUCACAGGCUGAAUUAUUGAAGCUUUAUUCUCGUCAAGUUUCCGGCAGGGUAUCAUGGAUGCCAUUCCUCCCGGACUUGUCGAAAUACAAGAGAGCGAGAUAUUUUAAAAUCUAAUUUAUUAUUCAUAUCACGUUUUAACGUGACGUUUUG